Messenger RNA from Alternaria burnsii, 1872 nucleotides. Its product is annotated as guanine nucleotide-binding protein alpha-3 subunit. Gene Ontology annotation, molecular function: guanyl nucleotide binding; G-protein beta/gamma-subunit complex binding; G protein-coupled receptor binding. The transcript is spliced from 2 exons. Lineage: Eukaryota; Fungi; Ascomycota; Dothideomycetes; Pleosporales; Pleosporaceae. Gene Ontology annotation, cellular component: heterotrimeric G-protein complex. The coding region runs from base 1 to 1872 and encodes 623 amino acids. Gene Ontology annotation, biological process: adenylate cyclase-activating G protein-coupled receptor signaling pathway. The record is from RefSeq and is a predicted model, not a curated record.
AUGGCGGACGAUGAGAAAAGGGUGUUUGCGCUGAUCAGCGCCAUCGGCACCAUUCGGGACCGGCUGCGACAAGACAUUGAUGGCUUGCGACAGAUCCACAACCGUUGGAAAGAUGGCAAUGGCUCGUCCAUCAACCUCAUCGCGCAACUGACAGCGCUGAAGUCUAGUCUCGGCAAUAUACAAGACUGGCUCAACUAUGCUGUCAACGAUCUGCAUCCGCAACUUCUAUCGGAUUUGGACGUACUGACGCAUUCUUGUGGGAUCCUGGUGCGCCAUGUAGAUGCCUUGAAUGUUUGUCUUGGUUACCGAGAUCAUGGUCCCGUCGAUUUCGCAGCAAAGUUAAAAUACCGCGUCGCUGUCAGAUCGAUGGAACGACUGCAACAGGUGGCGCGAAGACAGAACGAUGCCGUGAACCUGUUGCUUGCGGCAUGUCAUUGCACCGCGCAAGCACAGCGGAAGAUUCUGCUCCACAAAAGCCGCCAGAUCAGAAAGGAAGAUGCGGCAAACCUCAGGACCCUUUCCCAAUCCUCAGGCUUGAAUGGUGCUUGUAUCACUGGUCUUGCACAACUAUCACGAUUUAUUCAAUGGCUGAGACUCCUGUUCCACAUGAAGCUCGCGCGAAACGAGUUCCACGGGGCUGUCUCGCCUACGGAUGAGGAGAAUGAGGAAAUGGCAGCAGCUACUCGUUCCGAGGCAAUAGACCGCGCUUUGCAAAGAGAAGCUACCAACCUUCGCCAUGAGACCAAAUUGGUUCUCGUAGGCAAUGGACAAAGCGGCAAAGAACUCAUCAUGCACCAGCUAAAAGUGCUAUUCACCGAAGGCUAUCACUCGACUGAUGAACGGUUGAAAUACCGCCCCGCAGUCUACCAAGUCAUACACUCGCUCAUCCAAUCAAUCACAAACCUACUCAAAGACACCGGCGUCACGCUCUCCAAAGAACUAAACCACGACUUCGCCAUCCUACUCCACGAGCUAGACACAGCAAAAGAAGGCAUAACCCCCGACGCAGUCAAAGCCAUCACAACAAUCUGGUCCUGCCCCGAAUUCUCCAAACUCUACGUCCGAAACUUUGAAAUCGACUUCCCACAAUACGCACCCUACUUUGCGCAAGAAGCACCCCGCAUCGCCGACGCAGACUACGUCCCCAGCGAAGCCGACAUCAUCCGCCUCAACCAAUCCAUGCGCGGCAUAAACGAAGCACGCUUCAACUGGGACGAACUAGACGUGCACCUCUUCAACAUCCGCGGCUACGUACCCCAGCACUUCCGCGAGCGCUGGUACCACCAACUCGACGAAGCCACCGCCGUCAUCUACACCGUCGACGUAUCUCUAUACAACAAACCCAGCCCCCAGCUGCCCAACCAAUCCAUCCUCGUCCACGAAUUCGAAGCCUUUGAGACCUGGGUCAACCAACCCGGUUUCGCGCACUCCUCCAUCAUCCUCAUUCUAAACAACUUCACGCGCUUCGUUAGCAAAAUGGCCUAUGCGCCGCUGGAAAAGCUUUUUCCAGACUACGUCCGGAACGAGUCGGAUCCAGAGUUAUCCGCAAGACAGUAUCUGCUCAAGCAGUUUAGAGCUAGGAAUCAUCAGGCUUUGCCUGUUUAUUCCUUUUGGGUCGAUUUGGAUUCGAGCGAUAACCAGCACUUGUAUCAGGCGUUGAGGAGUACGCUGAGCAAGGUGCAGCAGCAGCAGCAGUUGGAGCGGCAGCGUAGGGCGAAGGAGGAGGAAGAGGAUGGGGUCGCGUGGGGUUCGAGUGUUGGGUCGGUUGAUGCUGCUGCUGAGGCGGAUGCAGACAGGCCGGUUACGAAGGGGGCGUCUAGGGCGAACUUGUUGAGUCCGAGUCGCAGUAGAGGGGCGCUGAGGGAGAAGUAG